UCGUUUCUUCAGUUAGGGUUUCUCUAAACCUCAAGCUCAAUUGACCAAAAAAAAAAAAAAAAAAACCUCAAGCUCAGCUCAGGUCAGCUCACUCUCUGCAAAUCCAUGGAUCCCGACUGUGGAGAAGCUUCUAGGAUUCUUCUCCAACUCGAAACCUUGAAGUCCACUAAGACCGAAAUAGAGCGCCAAAUCUCAGCCCUCGAAGCUCAGCUCCAAGAGAUUAACCUGCAGCAUCCAAACGCCACCGUUCCAAAUGGUUCUUGUCCUCCUGUAAUCCCGUCAGUUGAUUCGGGUUACGGUCACGAUUUGUCACCUCAGAUGAUUUACCGCUACAGUCGCCACCUCUUGCUCCCUGCCUUCGGAGUCCAAGGGCAAUCAAAGUUGUUAAAGUCGUCGGUUUUGGUGGUCGGAGCCGGAGGGUUGGGCUCGCCUGCUCUGCUAUAUCUUGCAGCUUGUGGUGUUGGCCGCUUGGGGAUUGUUGAUCAUGAUGUGGUUGAGCUCAAUAAUAUGCACAGGCAGAUUAUCCACACUGAAGGUUUUAUUGGUCAGCCAAAAGUGAGAUCUGCUGCUACUGCUUGUCGUUCGAUUAACUCCACUAUUCAGGUUGUGGAAUACCAAGAACCUUUACGUACAUCCAAUGCUUUAGAAAUCUUGAGCAAAUAUGAUAUAAUAGUAGAUGCAACAGACAAUGCUCCUAGCCGUUACAUGAUUAGCGAUUGUUGUGUGGUGUUAGGGAAGCCUCUUGUAUCUGGUGCUGCCGUGGGAUUGGAAGGGCAGCUCACAGUUUUCAAUUACAAUGACGGCCCAUGCUAUCGUUGCCUAUUUCCAACUCCACCGCCUGCAACAGCAUGUCAAAGAUGUUCUGACAGUGGCGUCCUAGGCGUAGUUCCCGGUGUUAUCGGCUGUCUCCAAGCCCUAGAAGCUAUUAAGAUUGCAAGUGAAAUUGGUGAAGCACUCUCAGAAAGGAUGCUUUUAUUUGAUGCAUUGUCAGGACGGAUAAGAAUUGUUAAGAUUCGGGGAAGGUCAUUGCAAUGCGUAGCUUGUGGUGAAAAUGCACCAUUCUCUAAGCAGCAGUUUCAGGAAUUUGAUUAUGAGAAGUUCACUCAGUCUCCACUGACUCCGUUACCUUUGAAGUUAAAGCUACUUCAGGCAGACUCCAGAAUAAAUACUAAAGAGUACAAGGAGAAACUUGUGAGCGGGGAAGCACAUGUGUUGAUCGAUGUUCGUCCGGAACAUCACUUCAAAAUUGUUUCUCUGCCCAAUUCCUUAAACAUCCCGCUCCCGAGUUUGGAGUCUCGGUUGCCUGAAAUCUCUUCAGCCCUAAAGGAAAAGGAAGAGCAUCAAGGUACUGACUCUGGUUCAGGUGGGCGAUUAUAUGUAAUAUGCAGAAGGGGUAAUGAUUCUCAGAGGGCUGUUCAGUUUCUCCACAAGAUGGGUUUCACGUCGGCCAGAGACAUCAUUGGGGGACUGGAAGGUUGGGCCCAUGAUGUGGAUCCAAACGUCCCUACAUAUUAGCAGGAGCUAGUUUUGACACUGGUGCGUACUGUAUACCUUUCUGUCUGAGUGAACUGUAUACGUCGUAAGUUACAAUCUAUUUAUUACGGGCAUUAGUAUUGCGUUUUCAUGUACGUAUACAAAAAAGAGGUAAUUCUAUUGAAGAUGUUAUUCCUUUUAAGAAAGGCCGUUUUAUCA
Prunus dulcis (almond) is the source of this 1692-nucleotide messenger RNA. RefSeq names its product adenylyltransferase and sulfurtransferase MOCS3. Gene Ontology annotation, molecular function: thiosulfate-cyanide sulfurtransferase activity; adenylyltransferase activity; URM1 activating enzyme activity. Gene Ontology annotation, cellular component: cytoplasm; cytosol. Bases 106 to 1515 code for a protein of 469 amino acids. NCBI's taxonomy places the organism in Eukaryota, Viridiplantae, Streptophyta, Magnoliopsida, Rosales, Rosaceae. The record is from RefSeq and is a predicted model, not a curated record. Gene Ontology annotation, biological process: tRNA wobble position uridine thiolation. The transcript is spliced from 11 exons.